GGCCGAGCGCUGACCUGACGUCAGCCCCGCGGCCCGGGCAGUUGGCUCGGCGGCGGCGCAGCGGCAGGAGCGUCGGCGCCGAGCGGGGCCGCGCGGCGGGGCGCGCGGGGCGGCGGCGGCGGCGGCAGGGCCGGAGCAACAUGGCGCCGGUGGGCGGGGGCGGGCGCCCGGGCGGCGGGCCGGCCCGAGGGCGCCUCCUCCCGGCGGCGCUGGCGCUGCUGGUGCUGCUGCUGUGGGCGCGGGGGGCCGGGGGCGAGGGCGGCCCCCGGCGCGGCGCCAUCGUGGGCAUGAGGCUGGCGAGCUGCAACAAGUCGUGCGGGAUGAACCCGGACGGCAUCAUCUUCGUGUCGGAGGGCAGCACGGUGAACCUCCGGCUGUACGGCCAGAGCCUGGGCGACGUCUCCAGCAGCCUCAUCUCCUUCACCGAGGUGGACAACGCCGAGACCGCCCACAACUCCACCAGCUGCCUGGAGCUCACCAAGGACCUGGUGGUCCAGCAGCUGGUCAACGUGAGCCGCGGCAACACGUCCGGGAUGCUGGUGGUGCUCACCAAGUUCCUCCGCCGCAGCGAGAACAUGAAGCUGUACGCGCUGUGCACCCGGGCGCAGGCCGGCGGGCCCUGGCUCAAGUGGACCGACAAGGACUCGCUGCUCUUCAUGGUGGAGGAGCCCGGCCGCAUCCUGCCGCUCUGGAUGCACAUCCUCCUGGUCCUCGUGCUCCUCGUGCUGUCGGGCAUCUUCUCCGGCCUCAACCUGGGCCUCAUGGCCCUGGACCCCAUGGAGCUGCGCAUCGUGCAGAACUGCGGCACCGAGAAGGAGAGGCGCUACGCCCGCAAGAUCGAGCCCAUCCGGCGCAAGGGCAACUACCUGCUCUGCUCGCUGCUCCUGGGCAACGUGCUGGUCAACACCUCCCUCACCAUCCUCCUGGACAACCUCAUUGGGUCCGGCAUCAUGGCCGUGGCCUCCUCCACCAUCGGCAUCGUCAUCUUCGGGGAGAUCCUGCCUCAGGCCCUGUGCUCCCGGCACGGGUUGGCCGUGGGCGCCAACACCAUCGUUCUUACCAAACUCUUCAUGCUGCUCACCUUCCCCCUCAGCUUCCCCAUUAGCAAGCUCCUGGACUUUUUUCUGGGCCAGGAGAUCCGCACUGUUUACAAUCGGGAGAAGCUGAUGGAGAUGUUGAAGGUGACGGAACCCUAUAAUGACCUCGUGAAGGAGGAGCUGAAUAUGAUCCAGGGUGCCCUGGAGCUGAGGACCAAAACCGUAGAGGAUAUCAUGACCCCGCUCCAGAACUGCUUCAUGAUCCGAAACGAUGCUAUUCUGGACUUCAACACUAUGUCGGAGAUUAUGGAGAGCGGUUACACACGCAUUCCUGUGUUUGAAGACGAGCAGUCUAAUAUCGUCGAUAUUCUGUAUGUCAAAGACCUGGCCUUUGUGGAUCCGGAUGACUGCACCCCGCUCAAGACCAUCACCCGCUUCUACAACCACCCGGUGCACUUUGUUUUCCAUGACACCAAGUUGGAUGCGAUGCUGGAGGAGUUCAAGAAGGGGAAGUCCCACCUGGCCAUCGUGCAGAAGGUGAACAAUGAGGGCGAGGGCGACCCCUUCUACGAGGUGCUGGGCCUGGUCACUCUGGAGGACGUCAUCGAGGAGAUCAUCAAGUCUGAGAUCCUGGAUGAGUCGGACAUGUACACUGACAACCGAAGCCGCAAACGGGUGUCUGAGAAGAACAAGCGUGACUUCUCAGCCUUCAAGGACACCGACAGUGAACUCAAAGUAAAAAUCUCGCCGCAGCUCCUUCUGGCUGCCCAUCGCUUCCUGGCCUCAGAGGUGUCCCAGUUCAGCCCGUCUUUGAUAUCCGAGAAGAUCCUGCUGCGACUGCUCAAGUACCCGGAUGUCAUUCAGGAACUCAGGUUUGAUGAGCGUAACAAGUACUGCUCGGGCCAUUACCUGUACACCCGGAACAAGCCGGCUGACUACUUCAUUCUCAUCCUGCAGGGGAAGGUGGAGGUGGAGGCAGGGAAGGAGAACAUGAAGUUUGAGACGGGCGCCUUCUCGUACUACGGGACCAUGGCCCUGUCUUCAGUCCCCACUGACCGAUCCCCGUCCCACCCGGUCCCGCUCAGCCGCUCCGCCUCCCUCAGCUACCCGGACCACAGCAUGGACGUCUCCCCCUCCGCCACCCUCACCAGCAGCUGUAACCAGUUUGGCAGCUGCGGCCUGGGCCAGUACACCUCCGACUUCAGCGUCCGCGCCCUGAUGGACCUGCAGUACAUCAAGAUCACCCGGCAGCAGUACCAGAACGGGCUGCUGGCCUCCCGCAUGGAGAGCAGCCCUCAGUUCCCCCUGGACGGCUCCACCUCCUGUGCCGAGAACUUUUCCGAGAAGUCCCAGCUGUCGGUGGUGGACGAGACCACGACUCUUCUCAAUGAGCGCAACUCCUUGCUACACAGAGCCUCCCAGGAGAGCGCCAUCUGACAGGAACUGGCCCUGCUGUGUUCCUGACGGCGCCAGGUGGAGCAAACGCAUGGCCACGUGAGCGGGUGCGAAGCAAAAGGAGCAGGUGCACACCCUUCUGCAGCUACCUCUUUGCACAUGGUUACUACCAACUGACAGGCCUCUCCCCUCCCCUCCUCACCCGCCCCACUGACAAUCACUUCUUGCAGAGGGUCGUAAUUAUUUCCAAAUAUUACUGGUCCAAUGACUUCCUCCUCCCAGUGCAAUUUUUCACUUCCUAUUCCAACCUCUGGUUCCUAGGCUGAGCCAUACCCCGGAACUACUCCGCAUGUCUCCCACGUGAGACUUCGCCGUUGGCAUCCAAAUGGGUAGGCGAUCACAGCCACCUUAGCAAAUAACUCCUAUUUAUUUUGCAUAAAAUUUUAAUUUGUAUAUUUUUGUGAUUUAUUUUGGCAUUGUUAUGAGUUUGACUCUCGGGGAGUUUUGUUGUUAUGACUCUUGUGUCUUUUGUCACAAAACAAUGAUAAUAUUUGCUGAACAAUAUAUGGAAUUUAUUUUUGAUUGGUAAUAAAAUGAAAUAUGUUUAAGUCUU
Perognathus longimembris pacificus (Pacific pocket mouse) is the source of this 3045-nucleotide messenger RNA. RefSeq names its product cyclin and CBS domain divalent metal cation transport mediator 4 (gene Cnnm4). Gene Ontology annotation, cellular component: plasma membrane. Gene Ontology annotation, molecular function: sodium ion transmembrane transporter activity; magnesium ion transmembrane transporter activity. Gene Ontology annotation, biological process: magnesium ion transport; magnesium ion homeostasis. The record is from RefSeq and is a predicted model, not a curated record. Bases 141 to 2474 code for a protein of 777 amino acids. The transcript is spliced from 8 exons. NCBI's taxonomy places the organism in Eukaryota, Metazoa, Chordata, Mammalia, Rodentia, Heteromyidae.